Molecule: messenger RNA, 1734 nt
Organism: Zygotorulaspora mrakii
Lineage: Eukaryota; Fungi; Ascomycota; Saccharomycetes; Saccharomycetales; Saccharomycetaceae
Gene: PRM2
Product: pheromone-regulated protein PRM2
Exons: 1
Coding region: 1-1734 (577 amino acids)
Source: RefSeq, a predicted model, not a curated record
AUGAAACUGUUUCCUUCUCUUUCUUUGCCUCAGCGGCUAGUUAUUUGCAUUUUCAAUCCAAUAAUAGUAUUCAUUUUCGCCAGCUUAUUGCUGACUAUUUGGAGUGAUUAUGUUAUGAUAGAUCUCACAGUAACGAAGAUUGAGGGUGGUGGGGUUGAUUCCGUAUCUGCUAGCUCAACGGCAUUGGUUACUACCACAGCUACAGUCACAACUACAACUACAACUACUGCCGUGAGCACAGCGAGCCAAUCCUCUUUUGCUACAUACUACUUUGACAGAGAUGCACUAGAACACGUAGCCCAAGAGUAUAUUGAGAUGAGAAUUAAAUGGGUGAACGCGACUUUGUCUGCAUCAUACAGUUCACAACUGUCUCAAUGGCAACACUCCUUAGACAUGUGGAACGUUUCAUUGAUCAAAGCUAUAAAUGACAAACGUGAAAUCUAUCAGAACCUGCUAGCAUAUAACCAAAGCAUAUUUAAUGCACUUUACGAAAAAUCGAAGCAAAUAAACGAAACAUGGUCCCUUUUUAGUCAAACAGCUUUAAGUCUGGAGGAUACUCAGCAAGUGUUUAAUAACCUUUCGGUAAAUUAUUGGUUUGCUACUUCAAUUUUUUCCAACGUAUCGCAACAACUCCAAGUCUUGAAUAGUUUUGAUUGUAAUUCGAAAAUUCCUGUUAUAGGCUUUAUGCCUAUUGAUUUGAACUUCGACAAGUCAAAACAACUUGAUACCUCAGUAACCAGUUUUACUAAUACUUUAGUUAAUAGCCUCAGAGAGAACAAAUACGAGGCACCUAGGAAACGCGGCAACAAUUUGGAAGCAUCGAAUACUUCUCUAAAAAAGCGGAGUCGAUAUUUCUCGAUCAUUUGCCUCAUAAUGUACUUUGUUUCCAUAGGAACGCUCUGCAUAUAUGAAUGGCUAAUAUUUCGCAUAGAGAACUCUUUGUUCAAUUCACACAUGAUGGAAAUACUAGACACUAUCACCGCUGAAGAGACUAGAGGCAUCACUUUGCAACAAUGGGUACGAAAACAGACUAACAAAUUAUGCUACACUCUUACCAACCCGUUGUUAUACAGAGUUGCCAAUAGCAUUGGCAGCGGGCUAAAUGAGUCCGACAGUCGAUGGAAAUACCUCAGUUAUUACAUAUUAUGGACACUUUCAAACGGCAAGUAUCUCUGGAUCCUUCUAUUUUAUACGAUAAAUCACUGGCAAAUUACUAGUUCAUUAGUGAGUCAUCAGGUCUCAUCGGCUCAAGGAAACUUCCGACGUGAAGUAACUAGUCCGCUUACCGACAGUCGAUUGUCACUCAUGAAAAGUACAUUGGAAAUAUGUUCUGAUUUCACGUUUGACGUCGAUAAAACAAUUGAUGACACACUAAAAGUACAUUUCAUAGCCUCAUUGGACCAACAAGUAGAUGUAAUAAACUCUCAGAUGACUGAACUUUCCCAUGACCCAACGAUUGCAGCUUUAAGCCAAUGGCAAAAUUUGAGCUAUUCCAGCCCUCAUGACUUUGAAGUCAAUGGCAACGAGUUCAGUUACAGUGUAAUGACGCAAGCUCUCAACUCCGAUUCUUCAAAAUUUGUGGCGACUCAUUUAUCAAAACGGAAUACUUCAAAUUUUAAUUCUUCUAUCUCGGAGACAGCUUGGAAUAAAGUCUACAAAUGGGCAGUUCUAUUGCUGAUAAUUCUGUUAGUAUUACAUUUCAUCAUUGGCCUGGUAUUUUCUGUUACAAUCUAA